Messenger RNA from Ectocarpus siliculosus, 987 nucleotides. Lineage: Eukaryota; Phaeophyceae; Ectocarpales; Ectocarpaceae. The record is from the annotation of a GenBank genome assembly.
AUGGCCUCCAGGCAAAGCACCCGCGCGAGCAGCAGCCAAGGCGGCUCUGCCGUAAACGACUCUUUCGCUUCUCUAGACCCGGAGGAGUUGUUACAGAUGCUCGCGGGAGAGGACGACGACGGGGAGGAAGAGGAGGGGCGAGACAUCGUGACAGACCUGGACGGUCGACUCGCUGGAGCGAUUGGCCGCCCCGAGCUCGAGUGCGGGCUCAAGAGGAAGAGGGGCGCAGGCAACGAAGAAGUUGUCGUUGUACACGGCGAUGAAAGCAGAAACACAGCGACCGCCGGCGACGGCAAAGAAUGGCACGUCCGUGCACAGCUGGCGGUGGCCACCGCAGGCUUCGCCAAACGGCGGAGAACAGCCCAGCAAUGGGAGUCGUUGACAUGGAAGCGGUAGAGUGAUGCCUGUUUUAACAAACGGUAUCUGUAGCAGCGGGAAGGUCAUUGAAUGAUCUGGGUGCUAUGCGUAAUGCACCCUCAGAUCUGCCUGCAUGAACGGAGUGCUAUAACAGUACACAGAUGUAACUGCGGAUUGCGGUGUGCGCUGGUUCAUGUUUUCCUUCAAGUUCACCUCCUCCGUCCUCCGUGUGGUUGUGUGCAUGAAAUCAGCAUUGGAUACAUUUAGGGUAAACCACCGACAGCGUAGUCCCUUUCGCGUUUGAUGGUCAGAACCCCUUGUGAUUUUUUUUUUUUUGUCUUCACUUCAAAUCAGCGCUCACAGCACUAGUGCAGUUUCCUCCAACCCGUGGUCACACAGAAGAACCCCUCUCUCCCCUCCCCUCCUGCAGUACUUUGCCUUCGAUUUUCAAUGCGAUAAUAGUUCAGCACUCUCUUCCCUCUGUGUACACACGAACUAGCGCUAUCCACUAGGCCAGCACCGGAAGCGAGAGAAAAACUCACUUUACAAGAAAAGCUCGCUUACGCCGGCAUUCGAACCCCUGACCUGACCUCUAGAAGGUUUCAAGGACACCAACUAGACCACCGGGGC